UGUCCGUUGGAGAGUGGAAGUGGAAAGGAAGAUGACUUCUUUUUAAAGGAGAGCUUGUCUCUGGUUUUGAGGUUUGGCUAGUCGGUAUCAAAUCAGAGUGUCGGCGUUAACUUGGGGCUUGGGGGAUAAAUAUGGGAACGAGGGUUCUUUCUGACCCAAUCUUAGUUCUUAAUUCUGGAGUUAUGUUCUCCUCCAAGCUGGUGGCCGAUACCGUUCGCGAUUCGUCUCUUCAAGAUCAGGUUUCUUUUCCCGCAAUUGAUUUGGCUGUGUGUCUCGCCAUGGAAGAUUGGUUCCUUGUCUGAUCUUUUUGCUCCUGUUUCGACUGGUUUUGGCACUGAAUACGGGUGUGUAGAAUUAGGGUUUGGUUUUGAUCUCUUCUCGUAGUUCUGGAAUUGUUUCUGAUCUUGAUGAAUGAAUUAUACGUUGGUGUCUUGGCUAUCUGUAGUGGGGUUAGAUUAGGGAUUGGAAAACCAGUAGAUGUGUCCUGAGAUUUGGGUCUCUGUCGUUCUUUGUUCAGUACAAAGUUGAAUCUUAGCACUUGCUUGGAUUGGAUGUGAUGGGGUCAUGAUAUGGGUAACUUUGUUUAGAAAUUCUGGGUCGAAUCCAAUUAUAGCGUCUGUUGAAUCUUGCUCUUUUUGGUCGUUUUAUGGGUUGGGUUGGCUAAUGCAGAAUGUGUGUUUGUAUCAUGUCCAAGAAGGUAAAAGACCAGGCGCAUGAGCCAAGAUCCGGGAAGCGUGGUGGCUAUCGUGCGAAGGCCAAGAGGAAUGGCCUUGAUGCGGGAGAAACCGGGUGUGGGGUGAAGAUCGAGCCAGUGCAUCAUCAUCAGUCCCACAACGGCAUGCGCCGAAGGGUAACAGAUCAAGGCGGGGAGGCCCAUUUCGAAAGGUUUGAUCUGCUUAUCCUUCGAUUCACGCGAUGACGCAUUGGUCCGAUCUGACACAACAGCCAAUCCUCUCGGUGACAACCGCCACGGAUGUUUCGGUUGCUCCGUUUUGUACUGUCGGUUCUUCGGCAAAGCUGCGCAAUGGAUGCAAACUAUAUCCUUCUAGCCACAUCUUUGGGAACACAGAGUUGGGGGAUUCUUGCGUCCUUAUGACGCUGGGGAUGAUUCCUUUCUUCACAUCGGUAAUAACAAUGAGAUCAGAGAGUUCUGUUCGAUUCACAGAUCAUCGAAGUCCACCGAUCAAACGAUCUGGUGCCUGGUUAUUGACCGAUAUGAGCAAAAUCUCUGGUCUGUAUGAAGUGUGUUCUUACAAUCUCUUUGUGGAACAGGUCAUUGGUGAGAACAAUCUAAUAAUGGGUUCUUGCCAUAUUGCUCAUGAUUGCAAGAUCGGUGACAACAACAUAUUUGCCAACAAUACUCUUCUUGCAGGCCUUGUGGUCGUAGAGGACUAUACACACACAGCAGGAGCCAUUGUGGUUCACCAGUUUUGUCAUAUUGGUUCUUUGGCUUUCAUCGGCGGUGGUUUUGUGGUUUCACAAGAUGUGCCAAAGUACAUGAUGGUGAAUGGAGAAAGAGCAGAAAUUCGGGGUCUGAAUCUGGGAGGACUUCGGCGCAGUAGAUUCACAAUUUCAGAGAUCAGAAGUCUGAAAAGGGCGUAUCGUAAAAUAUCCAUAUCCAGUGAUGCCGUUUCUUUGGGAACAAGGCAGAGAUCUGUAGAGUCCCCGUGGUGCGGGAAAUGGUGCAGUCAAUCUGGGAUUCGUUCUCUGUAAACCAUCGUGGGAUCUCCAUGUUCAGGCACUGGUCGGGUUCUUGAGUAUAACUGCCUAGUCUUCUCUCUCUUCAGUGUGUGUUCAAUCCCAAACAAUGGCUGAAGCUACCUUUAAUAGAAUUUUUGCUUUGGCACCAAAAAGUACAUAUUGGUUUGAAGAAGGGUGGUCUCUUGCAAAACAUGUUCUCUUUGGGAGCAUCAGAAGAAAGAGGCAACAUAUUAUGGUUUUGGGAGAUUCUUUUUCCAUCAUUUUUUUCUGUUUCUGAAAGAAAAUAGGAUGAAGAAACAAAAAAGUGGACCUGCUCUUACAAAAAAAGUUAGCCAUCUUAAAGCUAGCAAGAUGCCAAGAACACAAAAAAAGUAUUGUGUUUUGGUCGUGUAAGAUUUACAGAUUCUCUCUUUCACAGCCUUCGGAUCUAAGGUUAAA
Molecule: messenger RNA, 2139 nt
Organism: Tarenaya hassleriana
Lineage: Eukaryota; Viridiplantae; Streptophyta; Magnoliopsida; Brassicales; Cleomaceae
Product: probable acyl-[acyl-carrier-protein]--UDP-N-acetylglucosamine O-acyltransferase, mitochondrial
Exons: 9
Coding region: 916-1713 (265 amino acids)
Biological process (GO): lipid biosynthetic process
Molecular function (GO): acyl-[acyl-carrier-protein]-UDP-N-acetylglucosamine O-acyltransferase activity
Source: RefSeq, a predicted model, not a curated record